Molecule: messenger RNA, 3251 nt
Organism: Anoplophora glabripennis (Asian longhorned beetle)
Lineage: Eukaryota; Metazoa; Arthropoda; Insecta; Coleoptera; Cerambycidae
Gene: TM9SF4
Product: transmembrane 9 superfamily member 4
Exons: 9
Coding region: 149-2038 (629 amino acids)
Biological process (GO): protein localization to membrane
Cellular component (GO): membrane
Source: RefSeq, a predicted model, not a curated record
UCAAAUGUAGUGAAGUGGUGUUCCGUGAGUGUAAAAAUUUAUGUGUCAAAUUGUGUGAGGAAUGGAUUUCAAUAUUAUUUAAUCAAAAUAAAAUCUAAAUAUUAUAUGAAUCUUUAACUACACUAUAUAAAAUAGAUAGAGAUUAAAAAUGUACUUUGAAAGAUUUUAUUUAUUUAUACCAUUGUUAUUACUGUCAUGGACAUCAAACACCUAUCAGUUUUAUGUACCAGGAAUGGCACCCACAGAUUUCAAAAAGGGUGAUCCUAUUGAAGUAAGAGCAGUAAAAAUGACUAGUAUCCACACGCAAUUACCUUACGAGUAUUAUUCAUUACGUUUCUGUCUACCAAAAGGUGGUUCGUCUGCUAUACAUUAUAAAUCUGAGAAUCUGGGCGAAGUUUUAAGAGGUGAUCGUAUAGUAAAUACUCCAUAUGUGGUCAAAAUGGCAGAAGAGACGCCUUGUACAUUACUAUGUAAUUCUCCUGAAUAUCCCAUUUACUGGAGUACUAGAGAAUCUCAGACUGCUGUUGACAGAAUUCAACAUGAGUAUUUUGUUCACCUGUUAGUAGAUAAUUUACCAGCGGCUACACCCAUAUUCAAUCCCGAAACGAAUGAAAUUCAAUAUGAACAUGGCUAUCGUCUUGGAAAUACAGUGGGGGAUAGAAGCUUUAUUAAUAAUCAUUUAAAAUUGACAUUGUUGUACCACAAUCCUCAUCCAAAUGUGUACCGAGUAGUAGGAUUCCAUGCCACAGCUAAGUCUAUAAACAGAGACGAACUUAAAUUUGACGGCAAAACGUGUGAUUUCCCAUCAAAACCAAAACCACAAGUUGUCGAUCCUGUGGCAGGGACAAAACUUUAUUUUACUUAUGAGGUUGAAUGGAAGGAGUCUUCUGUUAGUUGGGCAUCCAGAUGGGAUACGUAUUUGGCCAUGAGCGAUGCACAAAUUCAUUGGUUUUCGAUUAUAAAUUCUAUUGUCGUCAUUUUCUUUUUAUCAGGAAUUCUUACUAUGAUCAUGGUAAGAACGUUAAGAAGAGAUAUAGCUAAAUAUAAUGCGGAUGAAAGUUACGACGAGACUAUCGAAGAAACAGGCUGGAAAUUGGUACAUGGAGAUGUUUUCAGACCACCCAGAAACUCCAGACUAUUCGCAGCAUUGAUAGGAUCUGGAAUACAGAUAUUUUUAAUGUCACUGAUAACGAUAUUCUUUGCCAUGUUGGGUAUGCUGUCCCCAGCCUCGAGAGGUGCUUUGACAACAGCCGCUAUAACUUUUUAUAUGAUUCACGGAGCUGUGGCGGGUUACUUUUCAGCUCGUUUAUACAAAACCAUGAAGGGAAGGGAAUGGAAAAAGGCGGCUUUCCUCACAGCAGCUUUGUACCCAGCUGUCGUUGGUCUCACCUGCUUCUUCCUUAACUUCUUUAUCUGGGGCAAAGCCAGUAGCGGAGCUGUACCAUUUUCUACUAUGAUAUCUUUGUUCCUUAUGUGGGUGUUCAUCUCCCUUCCGUUGGUGUAUCUUGGAUAUUACUUUGGAUACAGGAAGCAACCUUAUCAACACCCAGUGAGGACUAACCAGAUACCCAGGCAGGUGCCCGAACAACACUGGUACAUGAACCCAGUGCUUUGUACUUUGAUGGCUGGAAUUCUACCAUUUGGAGCUGUAUUUAUCGAACUGUUCUUUAUAUUUACUGCCAUAUGGGAAAAUCAGUUUUACUACCUCUUUGGAUUCUUAUUUCUGGUGUUUGUCAUAUUGGUAAUUUCUUGCUCGCAAAUUUCCAUUGUUAUGGUCUAUUUCCAGCUUUGUGAAGAGGACUAUCAUUGGUGGUGGAGAAGUUUCAUAGUGUCUGGAGGAUCUGCUUUAUACAUCUUAGGAUACUCACUCUUCUACUUCAUGACAAAACUUGAAAUUACAGAAUUUAUCCCGACAUUGCUAUAUGUGGGAUAUACAGGUUUGAUGGUAUUCACCUUUUGGUUACUCACGGGUACCAUAGGGUUUUUCGCAGCGUACGCAUUCGUCCGGAAAAUCUAUUCCGCCGUUAAGAUCGACUAAGUCAAUGGACGAACGUGAGAUGUACUUUUUUUCUUACAACGAAUGUGUUGUGUACUUUUGUGAUGGCUUUUUUUUUUGAUAGUUUAAUUUUAACUGCGCACUGUAACGUGCGAUAAGAUCACAUUUUUCAUAUUUAUUUGUUUUAGUAAAAAUGUUUAGUUCGUAGGACUUUUUUAUAAAGUCGUGCUAUGGUACAAUACCUUCUUUUAUCCUACCAAACCUUUUUAGAAUGCAGAGAAGUGUGCACUAAGGAAGUUCAUGACAAAAAUAUGUGUUUCCAGGUCGAUGAUGUAUUUCCUUUUUCGUGUUCGUCGUCCUUUGAAUUUAACUUAUCGAAUAUCGGAGAAAACAAUGUUUAAAACACUUAUUUCCGCAAUUUAUCAGUAGGGUCUCUUAAUUAAGACUCAUAUUAAAUUAUUUAAUAUUCGAUGAGCAGUGAUUUACGAAAUUCCAAAAUUAAAUGAUGCAUUUUGCAAUUCGGGGGUUAUUCGAGUAAACAUAUUUAUUUCGUAUUAAGUAAAGCAACGCAAUAUGUGUAAUGUAUAGUUGUUUUAUAAAUCAUGACCAAUUUGUAUGACAAGUAAAAAUUCUAUUAAUUUUGUUCCGAUAACACAGGCCGUCAAUUUUCAGAACCAGAAAUCGGACCUAGCGUACCCGAAGGAUUUUGGUGCGCUGAUUAUGAAUCCGAGCUCAGAAUUUGCCCAUCACCCUAGGUUCUUCAGAUAUUCUAACCUAAAAAUGCAAAAAUCGCAGUUUUUCACUAUAUUCUGGGUCAGAUUACAACAUGAAUUAAUUACGUUAAACCAUCUCAAAGUACCACUCUUACCCUUCUAAGCGCACUUCUAUUUUUUUGAAAAUCUUUUUUUUUUCCAUAGAAAUAGAAAUAUGAUAGUUUGAAGUUUAGUACUUCAGCGAUUUCGUUACAACAUGGAAAUAAUCAAAAUUUAUCCAAAAACGAGAUGUAAAGUACUUAUAUGUUUCUUGAGUCGGUGAAUUUGAAAAUACUGUCGGAUCUGCUCCAUAACCUCAAUAUUUCAAGAUUUUCUAACCUAAAAUUGCGAAAACACUUCCAAAUGAUGCAGAUACUUCUGUAUACACGCUGUUACAUUCGGAUGCUAAGGUUCAUCAUAAUGCGCUAUAACCUACAACACGUAUACCUAAAUGCGCAAUAACCAGCGAAGGCUAAACCCACACGACGGUAAACAUUAAUGUG